This is a messenger RNA of Aethina tumida (small hive beetle), 1231 nucleotides long. Its product is annotated as coiled-coil domain-containing protein 130 homolog. The record is from RefSeq and is a predicted model, not a curated record. Gene Ontology annotation, cellular component: post-mRNA release spliceosomal complex; U2-type spliceosomal complex. The transcript is spliced from 3 exons. Gene Ontology annotation, biological process: mRNA splicing, via spliceosome. NCBI's taxonomy places the organism in Eukaryota, Metazoa, Arthropoda, Insecta, Coleoptera, Nitidulidae. The coding region runs from base 96 to 1043 and encodes 315 amino acids.
UGUCAACUUGACAGUUGAGGUUAGGAACACAACGUAUAACCUACAAAUUUUGACAACAGUUUGUUUACAUCCAGUUAAUUUUGUUGUAGUUAAAAAUGGGUGAAAGAAAAGGUGUAAAUAAGUACUACCCCCCCGACUACGACCCAAAGGUCGGGGGGCUGAACAAAUUCCUCGGGACCCAUGCCCUACGUGAAAGGGCCAGAAAGAUAGACAAGGGCAUUAUUAUAAUCCGUUUUGAGAUGCCCUACAACAUUUGGUGUGAGGGUUGCAAGAAUCACAUUGGCAUGGGUGUUCGAUACAAUGCUGAGAAGACCAAAGUUGGGAUGUACUAUACAACCCCUGUUUAUGAGUUCAAUAUGAAGUGCCAUUUGUGUGAUAACCAUAUAAUUAUGAGGGCUGACCCUGCGAACUUGGAUUAUUUAAUUAUGUCAGGGGCAAGGCGACAGGAAAACAGAUGGGACCCACUUCAGAACGAACAGGUUGUGCCAGAAACCAAAGAGACACAAAAACGACUAUUCGAUGACCCAAUGUACAAAUUAGAACACGGGGAAGCAGACAAAAGAACUGCAGAAAGUGCAAAACCAAGGCUAGUUGAGUUAUUUAAUAAAAAUGAGUCACAGUGGGCUGAUGACUACACAUCAAACAGGAAAUUGAGGGCUGACUUCAGAAAACAAAACACGGCAAUCAAAACCCAAAAAUCAAAAGAUAAUGUGCUACUAAAAAAGUCUAGUUUAGAUAUUCCAUUACUGCCAGAAAGAGAAGAAGAUAAAAGACUAGCAUCACUGUUAAGUGCCAAAUUAAAACCUGUGGAAGACGUGGUGAAAACUACAGAACGUGUCCGCAAAAGGAUUAUAUCUCAAUCGUCGUUGCCCACCUAUAAAUUUAAUAAGGAAACAGAGAGCAAGGCUCUAAAAGUGUUAAACAGUCCAUCCAUAGAUUUAGGCAUAGUCCAUAAGAAGCAAAAAACCGAAAGUUCCUCACAAAGCUCAAAAGCAGUCCAAUCUUUAGUUGGAGAUUAUGGAUCUAGUACAGAUUCUGACUAAAACGCCUUUUAAUUUAAUAAAAAAAUAACAAUUCUGUUAUUAUUAUAUUUAAUUACUAAUAGAUUAAUAUAAUAAUUUGAAAAAUAUAAAUCUAUUGGUAAAAGUUAUUUUUCACCAUUUUUGUAUUUUUUGUUGUUUUUAGAAAAUUAGGUGAUUUGUUAUUGUUAAUAAAUGCAAUUUAUAUUUUA